AUGACAUUCAAAGCCCUAUCCCCCAACCACCCGGAACGCGCACAACGAGUAUAUAGCAUAGCAGGGUAUUUCCGUCAAGGGUUUUCUCGAACUGGAGAGCUGCUGCUGAUAGAGAAAGCUAUCCAUUUCGGCCGUAUUGCUCUUGAGACCAUGCCAGAAAACCAUCCUCGACGCCCGGAAUUUCUCAACAACCUCGGCGUGUUUUUCCAGGAUCGAUUCUCGCGAAAAGGUGAUGUAGAGGAUAUUAAACGGGCUGCUGCGUAUACACAGCAAGCGUUAAUUUCAGUCCCAGAUGGUGCUGACAGCCGGGAUCGAAUCGACUUCACUAGCAACCUGGGGGUGUACUACGAGAAGCUAUUUAGACGAACAGGAAAGAUGCAAUACUUGGACCAAGCUAUUGAUAUGGGCCAGUCAUGCAUUGAUGGCCCACCGAACCAUCCUAAUCGAGCGGGGGCAUUUAACAAUCUUGCAAGGCAUCUAAGGACUCGAUACCAAAUCCUCGGAGAUCAAGGCGAUUUGGAGACGGCCUUGUCACAUGUGAAGCACUCAUUAAGCCUAACCCCGGACAAUCACGGCAAGAGAGGAGAGCGUCUGAGUAAUUUAUCUUCGUUAAUGUAUGAGCGGUAUUUGUUGUCGCAUAAUAUUGACGAAUUAGAUGGAGCGGUAACCCUCGCCAAGCAAGCGCUUGAUUGCUCAUCAGAGAAUUAUUCCCAUCGUUCCCAGGCACUUAACAAUCUAGGAAAAUGUUUACAGUUACAAUUCAAAAGAAAUGGAAAGAUGACUGAUUUAGAGGAAGCUAUCAGACUUGGAGAGCUUGCCGUAGAUGCAGUGCCGUUAGACGACUACGCCAAUCGCUCUCUCCACCUCCACAACCUGAGUACUUAUUAUCAUGAUCGGUUUUUGCGAACAGGGAGGGUAGAAGACUUACAAAACUCCAUUCACCUGAUGCAAAAAGCAAUCGAUGCAACGCCAGAAGACGACCCAGAUAUGACGUAUCGUCUGCAUGGUUUAGGGAUUUUGUUUCAGGAACGAUAUCUGCGAAUAGCAGAUUCGAAAGACAUAGAAGAAGCAAUACGCGUGCAACGAGAGGCUGUUGAAAGAAUCCCAGUCGGCCAUCGCAGUCGAGGACACUGUCUGAAUAAUCUAGGCUACUUCAUCUUGCUACUGUCAUCACGAACCGGCAAGAUCGAUGAUUUGGAGGAGGCCAUAGAAGUCGCAAAGAAAGGGCUUGAUGUCGUCCCCAAACAGCAUUCAGGAUAUGCAACCGCUCUCGAUAAUUUAGGAAUCUGUUAUGCUGACAGAUACGAUCGAGUUUCUGAAUUAUCCGAUCUUGAGGAAUCUAUUAGACUUGGGCGAGAAGCUCUGGAGGCCACCCCUGAGAAUCAUCCGGGCUUGAUAUACCGGUGGAACAACCUUGGAUCGCGUCUGGCAGAUCUAUUUUCAGUAAUACCGUCUGUGGGAAUCAUAAAUGAAGCCAUUGACAUUGGGCAAAAGGCGCUGUGUGCCCUCCCAGAGAACCACUAUUUUCGAGCCCAACUUCUUUACAACCUCGGCGCUCGCUUCAAGGCUCGUUUCGGGCAGUCCAAAAGCGAGAAUGAUUUGCGAGAAUCAACGAGACUAUUUUGCCAGGCAUUGCAUUCUCACGAUGGAGAACCGAUGACACGCAUUAAAGCAGGGAUAACUGCUGCGCUUGACAUGAAUUCAUCACGUAAAUGGGGCGAGAGCGCGAGUAUCCUUCAAGAAUCCCUUGACCUGCUUCCGAGGGCUACUCUCCGUACGGGCUCUCGCAGUGACUUGCAGCACACAAUUCCAAAUCUUGCCGGGGUGUCAGCCUUGGCUGCUUCCGUUUUUCUGAAAGCAGGCAAGAGUCCCUUGCAAGCACUCCAGAUAUUAGAACAGGGCCGUGGGAUAAUUGCCGGCCUGGUGAUCGAUUCUCGCUCUGACGUUUCUCUGCUUAGAAAAAAACAUCCUGAUCUUUAUUCUCGAUAUGAUUACGCAAGAAAGGUCGUUGCGAUUCCGUUUUCAUCGGGCCUUUCCGGAGAAGAUGAAUCAUUCAGCAGCUUGAAAAACAACUAUACGCUCGAAUCUCUUCAACGUCACGAAUAUUCAGUGAAGCUAGAAGAGGUGAUUCAAGAAAUUAGAGAGAAUCCGGGAUUUGAAAGAUUCCAACUUCCUCUAACGAAGAACGAGAUUCUUCAUUUGGCCCGUGGCGGUCCGUUGGUGUCAUUCAACGUAUCUGUUGUCAGCUCAGAAGCCUUCAUUGUCACGGAGAACACUAUCCAAGCACUGCCACUUCCUGAGUUGAAAAAGUCCGACGUUCAACAGAUGAUGAGAAGCUUGGUCCAUGCCAGUAACGGACGGAGAAGAGAUGCUAAAUUUGUCGAAGAUGUAGAUGAUGGGUCAUUCGGCAUGGAAGAUGAACUACAACCUGUAGAGAUCACCUCUCAAAUGUCUACAUUGUGGGCUAAUGCUGUGAAGCCCGUGGUGAAAAGCCUAGGCUUUCUUAUACCUGGCAAAACUAUGCAGGAAUUACCGCGAAUAUGGUGGGUUGGUGGAGGCUUGAUGUCGGCCUUGCCCCUUCAUGCAGCCGGCAAUCAUCAUCCCGGCUCUACAGACAACACACUUACAUACGCUGUAUCGUCCUUUGCACCAACACUCAAGUCUCUCCAGUUUUCCAGAUCCACAGCCCAAACAUCUCCAAAUGCCGAAGCUUCAAAACUCCUUAUUGUAUCCAUGCCCACGACUCCCGAUAUAGCAGGACGGCUAAACGUCACCGAAGAGGUAGCCGCGAUUGAAUCUACAACCAAGCAGCACAGCACCGUCAAGACCCUAAAACGGCCGGCCAAACAAGAUGUUCUCGCCGAGCUCAAAUCAGCCAGUAUCUGCCACUUCGCGUGCCACGGUCGAGCAGACGCAUUGGAGCCUGCCAAAAGCGCCCUGCUGCUGGGAAACACCGCCCUUGAGGAGCUAUCUAUCAGCGACCUAGAUGCAAUUUACAACCCGCGCGCGCAGAUCGCGUAUCUGUCGGCUUGCUCCACGGCCGAGCUGGGAGAAAUCGGGUUGAUUGAUGAGAGCAUCCACCUCGCAAGCACGUUUUCGCUCGCAGGGUUCCCGCAUGUGAUUGGGACGUUGUGGGGAGCAGUUGACAGCGCGGCGGUCGACAUCGCGAGGGCUUUUUACAGAGAGCUGUUUGUUAAUGAUAUUUCAGUGGCUUAUGCUCUUCACAAGGCUGUCGUGCGCCUCAGGAACGAGGACGCGGCGUAUAUCUUGAAAUGGGCGCCUUUUAUCCACAUAGGGGCUUGA
This is a messenger RNA of Talaromyces proteolyticus, 3303 nucleotides long. RefSeq names its product CHAT domain-containing protein. Gene Ontology annotation, molecular function: protein binding. NCBI's taxonomy places the organism in Eukaryota, Fungi, Ascomycota, Eurotiomycetes, Eurotiales, Trichocomaceae. The record is from RefSeq and is a predicted model, not a curated record. The transcript has a single exon. The coding region runs from base 1 to 3303 and encodes 1100 amino acids.